Archocentrus centrarchus (flier cichlid) is the source of this 2007-nucleotide messenger RNA. Its product is annotated as nuclear distribution protein nudE homolog 1-B. The record is from RefSeq and is a predicted model, not a curated record. Gene Ontology annotation, biological process: microtubule nucleation; chromosome segregation; mitotic centrosome separation. Gene Ontology annotation, cellular component: kinetochore; kinesin complex; centrosome. Gene Ontology annotation, molecular function: microtubule binding. The coding region runs from base 168 to 1196 and encodes 342 amino acids. The transcript has 9 exons. NCBI's taxonomy places the organism in Eukaryota, Metazoa, Chordata, Actinopteri, Cichliformes, Cichlidae.
GAAUUGACGGUUCGUAUUUAUUUGGUUGGCGAGUCGAUCGCCGUGCUAACGUAACGAGGGAUUAGUUUGUGCAAUUCUCAAUACGCGAGUCCAGUAAAUCCGUAAAAAAUAGCCUCACAUCACGUUUACUGUAGCAUGCUUUGAUCGUUCCCUCAUAUGCAGCAGACAUGGUUGAGCCGGCAACAGGCAAGUUUGCAUCCCUAGAAGAGGAGCUGGGCUUCUGGAAGGAGCAGGCAGAGAAAUACGAGCAAAGGGCUGAGGAGGCUCAGGAGGAGCUGCAGGAAUUCCAGCAGAUGAGUCGAGACUAUGAGGCGGAGCUGGAGACGGAGCUGAAGCAGUGUGAGGGUCGAAACAAAGAGCUGCUGCUGGAUAAUAACCGGCUUCGAGUGGAACUGGAAAGCAUAAAGGAGAAAUUCGAAGUCCAGCAGUCUGAUGCUUUCAGGCACAUAUCAACACUAGAGGAAGAGCUGGGACAGACCAAAGCAGUUAGAGAUCACCUGCAGAAGUAUAUCAGAGAGUUAGAGCAAGCCAAUGAUGACCUGGAGAGAACUAAAAGGGCUACUAUCAUGUCUCUGGAGGACUUUGAGCAGCGGAUGAACCAGGUCAUUGAGAGAAAUGCCUUUCUUGAAAGUGAGCUGGAUGAGAAAGAGAACCUGCUUGAGUCUGUUCAGAGGCUCAAGGACGAAGCUAGAGACCUUCGCCAGGAGCUGGCUGUACGACAGAAGGAGAGACGGCCAUCCAGCAGCCUGGGCAAAGACACAGAUCGUCCCGAUAUGGUGUGUUCCUCAGCGGGUAACCCUGUUACACCCUCCAAACCUAUCAGCUCAUAUGUCACAACCCCAGCUUCCAACAUCCGGCGAGGUGAUAAUCUAACAGGGACCCCCCUCACUACAUCUGCUAGAAUAUCUGCACUCAACAUCGUCGGGGAGCUACUGAGAAAAGUUGGAAAUUUGGAGUCCAAGCUGGCAUCCUGUCGAGACUUUGUGUAUGACACGUCUGUCAACAGGCCGGCGCUUACAGCUGGUCCUGGGAGUCCUUCGGGUUUAGAUGCAGGCCCAGAGCUCCAGGCUACCAGCCUGAGCCCUCCCCCUCAGUACGACAGUUUGGUGAAGCGGUUAGAGUUUGGACCGGCUCCUCCAAGAGGGCUCUCCCAGGGUGCCCAGUCUCCACAGGGAGGGGUCAAGAUACUGUUGUGAGAUGGGGAAGAAAAAAACUCUCUCCCCACCUUCCUCUCCCCACUCCCCCCUCUGCCCUAAACUUGGAUCUGAGCAGUCUUCCUUGUUGCCGUGUGUGCUGCUGAUUGUGGUUGCAUCGUGCCCUCACAGAGCAAAGAGAGAGAGGCUUCAUGCAUCAGCGCACAGACUUCUGCUCCCUCAGGCGACCGUAUCACAGAAGGCAGCACUACUCGCAGCAUAUCCACCAUGUGUCUGAUGCUGUGGUAGGUAGCAUCUAAAACAAACAAAAAAACUCAUGAUGGACCUUCUGUGUUUUCUGUGGUUGGAUCAAGUACAGCAGGGCUUUUUGAACAUUUCUGCUCCAAUGUUACUAAUUUAAUGCAUUGGCCUAGUCAUCAUUAUCCACAUUAAGGGACAGUUAUAUUAAUUAAAGGCCCUGGAAAGUGACCAAAAAACUGGAGUGGUGUUUAUGGAACAGAUGAGCAAAUAUUCGUGUUUGUGACCAAGUCAAAACCAAAGCUGUGAUCAAUCUAAAAAUUGAAAAAAACAAAACAAAAGCAAUGGGUUAGGCUUUUCUUUCUCUGAUAUUUUGUCGAGCUUUGAUGGUGGCUUUUUCUGUUUAUCAUUUUCCAUCAUGUAUGGAACAGGAUAGAUGGAUAUGUGGCAAAAUAUUUCCGACUGGGUGAAUGAAUGAGCUGAGAAUGAAUUACCGUAUUUUUCGGACUAUAAGCCGCUACUUUUUUCCCACGUUUUGAACCAUGCGGCUUAUAGCCCGGUGCGGCGUUUCUGUGGAUUUUUCUUUAACCACCAGGGGGCUCUUUAGCAGGAUAUG